Messenger RNA from Zychaea mexicana, 480 nucleotides. Its product is annotated as cytochrome b5-like heme/steroid binding domain-containing protein. Gene Ontology annotation, cellular component: endomembrane system; membrane. The transcript is spliced from 4 exons. Bases 1 to 480 code for a protein of 159 amino acids. The record is from RefSeq and is a predicted model, not a curated record. Lineage: Eukaryota; Fungi; Mucoromycota; Mucoromycetes; Mucorales; Lichtheimiaceae.
AUGGCUACUACGUUUCAAACAGUCUUCUCACAAUUCAAAGAAAACCCGGUCAACUGGGCUUUGGCAGCAGUGCUAGCAUAUGUCAUUCGAUCGUACGCGCAAUCAAGCAAACCCAGCGUCAUUGCUGCCAAACAUCCCGACGUUAUUGUUUUCAAAAACUACACACCCAAGAGCCUGUUGCCUUUCGAUGGUACUGGUGACGACGGCCGUGUAUUAAUGGGUGUUAAUGGCAGUGUCUAUGACGUUACUCGCGGCCGCAACUUUUAUGGACCUGGUGGACCAUAUGCCAACUUUGCUGGACACGAUGCGUCGCGAGGAUUGGCCAAGAACUCGUUUGAUGCGGAGAUGAUCACAGACCCUUCUUUGCCUAUCGACAAGCUUGAGGACUUGGCACCAGAUGAGUGGGAAUCUUUGCGCGAGUGGGAACAGCAUUUCGCAGCAAAGUACUUGUUGGUUGGCAAGCUCGUCGAAAACGAAUAA